Pseudophryne corroboree (corroboree frog) is the source of this 1662-nucleotide messenger RNA. It is a transcript of the gene RBMS2, whose product is annotated as RNA binding motif single stranded interacting protein 2. Bases 396 to 1565 code for a protein of 389 amino acids. The transcript has 14 exons. Lineage: Eukaryota; Metazoa; Chordata; Amphibia; Anura; Myobatrachidae. Gene Ontology annotation, molecular function: mRNA binding. The record is from RefSeq and is a predicted model, not a curated record. Gene Ontology annotation, cellular component: nucleus; cytoplasm; ribonucleoprotein complex.
AUCACCUCCAGAGUACACCCACACAGGCCCCGGUACCUCCGCACUGCCCGCCAGGCCCACCCCUGGCAGGAUCUCAGAGGGCAGCAUUGCUGCAACAGGCGUGGCCGGCCUCCUCCUGCAGGAUCACCCGCUGUUGGGACAGGCCGCGCUGUGUGGGCAGGCGCUAGUGUAGGCAGACCCAGCCUCUCUCUUUUUUUUUGUUAAUGAAAGUUCCAGGAACAUCGUCUUCCUGCCCUGCCAGUUGAUCCAAUAGCGACAACAGCCCCCAUCUGACCCUUACUACGAUACCACUGACGGCGGGGGUAGAGGCAUAGGACAGGCGCUGCUGGCAGUGCAGGGGGCAUCUGGGCAUUUCAAGGGGCACUGCCACCACCGUGGAUUCUGUACAGCACAGGAUGAUCUUUUCCAGUGUGCCCAUGAGGCUACCCACCGGGAAACUGCAGACCUAUGUUUCAUCAGCACAGCAUAUGGCUCCUCCCAGCCCCAGCAAUAGCAGCGGUGGUGGAGAAGGAGGAGGUGGCGGAGGCGGGGAACAGCUGAGCAAAACCAAUCUGUAUAUCAGAGGACUUCACCCCAGCACCACGGACCAAGACCUGGUGAAGCUCUGCCAGCCAUAUGGAAAAAUUGUGUCUACGAAGGCCAUUUUGGAUAAGACAACCAACAAAUGUAAAGGAUAUGGGUUUGUGGAUUUUGACAGUCCUGGAGCCGCUCAGAAAGCAGUCACUGCCCUGAAAGCCAGCGGGGUGCAAGCCCAAAUGGCAAAGCAACAGGAACAAGAUCCGACCAACCUGUACAUCUCCAACUUGCCUGUCAGCAUGGAUGAGCAGGAGCUGGAAUCACUGCUAAAACCUUUCGGGCAGGUCAUAUCCACUCGUAUCCUGCGGGAUGCUAGCGGAACUAGCCGAGGGGUUGGUUUUGCAAGAAUGGAGUCUACGGAGAAAUGUGAAGCUGUGAUUUCUCACUUCAAUGGCAAAUACAUGAAAAUGCCCCCUGGUGUCCCAGCACCCCAAGAUCCCUUGCUUUGCAAGUUUGCCGACGGAGGACAAAAAAAGAGGCAAACCCAGGGGAAGUAUAUUCAGAAUGGACGUGGCUGGCCACGAGACGGAGAGACGGGUGGAAUGACCUUAACCUAUGAUCCUACAACUGCUCUGCAGAAUGGGUUUUACACCACCCCAUACAGUAUUGCCCCCAACCGGGUGAUCGCUCAGGCAGCCCUCUCCCCAUACCUGCCAUCACCUGUUUCUUCUUAUCAGGUUCACAAUCCCUCCUGGAUGCAUCAUCAGUCUUACCUCAUGCAGCCUGCAGGUACUGUCCUCACUCCCACUAUGGACCAUGCUAUUUCCAUCCAGCCUGCUUCCAUGAUGGGACCUCUGACUCAACAGCUGGGACACCUGUCGCUGGGCAGCACGGGAGCGUAUAUGCCAGCUGCAGCUGCUAUGCAGGGGGCUUAUAUCCCCCAGUACCCGUCCGUGCCUUCUACUGUCUCCAUAGAGGAGAGCAGCGGGCAGCCUCAACAAGUCGCAGUGGAAACCACCACAGAACAUGCCGCUUACUCGUACCAGUGAAAGUAAGCGCAGGUUCACAUGUGGGAAUGAGUCAGCGCAGGAAGUGGCCAGAUGGAGAUCUGCAGGGCUGAACAUGAGGCUUUACUGAAAGCGGGAA